AUUAUGGGAAGGAUCGCAGUUGCUUUAAAUUAUAGAAGUUGGCAAGUGCCUGGGAGAAGGAGUGGGAGGUUGUUUAAACUGAGAAAGACGGUUGCAGAACUUCGUCCGACAGCAUGAGCUCGCCCUCCACACAUAUCCUUUACUUUUUUCUUCAAGACACUUCCCUGCACUGUUGUGGGGCAGCUUGAGUAAUUAACAUAUUUCUGCUCUGAAUAUUUUUUAAUGGUUUCUAAAUUCAUGGGAGACUCAAAGCAAGGAAGUCUCAUGUUCGGGGAGGACGUCUGAACCCAGCAGUGCCCAGGCAAGAUCGCUGUUGCCAAGGAGAUAUAAGAAAUACACAUCAAAUGGAAACAAGAACAUUGAUUGCAGCAACGAUGAACUAGUUGGGCUUUGGAGACACAUUGUACCUUUGGAUUUGUUAGGAAAUGUCUGUAUGAACAAAGAUAUAUCCAUCUUCUAAAAUAUACAAUCAUUUGUCUAUUCAGGAAAGAUCAAAGAAAACGUCAAUACAAUCUCGCUGUCCUUCUCUUUUGCAGUAGAAUGAAAGGCCAACAUCCUGCCAUAUUUACCAAGAAUAGGGUUGCUAGUUUUUGGACGCCAUCUAAAAUCCCCCAAGCAGUAAAUGCUUCUUUUCUCAAAGCUAACAACCAAUUUCCAGUCAGUGAGUAAUUUUUUUCCCGGAACCAUCUUAUUGGAAAAUCAAUGAGAAGAGGAAAAAAUUAAAUAAGCAAUCUUUAAAAGAGGCCACAGCAAGAGAGAUGGUAAGCUUCCAAUCUCACCAGUCAAGGAAAGCCCGCACUUACAGCUUGUCCCAAACAAAACCAUAAUUUUAACUGAUCCCUGAGUUGAGCUUCACUGGAUGAAUGACUUCCAGGGCCUCUGGCUCUUUGGGACUAAACGAGAAGAUUAUUUUUAGCUCAAGUAUUUGGAAAUCUUUGAGAACUUGGACCCGCUAUUCUGUCUGGUACCAAAGCAAGUUUUUCACCGAGCUCUCAGGAAAGAUCCUGACUUUUGUUCACUGGGAAUCCUGCAGCAACCUACCCUCCCAGAGCACGAGCCCAAGAUGAUUGUCCUGCUCUACGUGACAAGCCUUGCCAUCUGUGCAAGCGGACAACCUCGGGGCAAUCAGGCUAAGGGAGAGAGCUACUCUCCAAGGUACAUCUGCAGCAUCCCUGGCUUACCUGGGCCCCCAGGUCCUCCCGGAGCAAAUGGCUCCCCUGGACCCCAUGGUCGCAUUGGCCUUCCUGGAAGGGAUGGUAGAGAUGGCAGAAAAGGAGAGAAGGGGGAAAAGGGAACUGCAGGUCUAAAAGGUAAGACUGGACCGCUGGGCCUUGCUGGUGAGAAAGGAGACCAAGGAGAGACUGGGAAGAAAGGACCCAUAGGACCAGAGGGUGAGAAAGGAGAAGUUGGUCCAGCUGGGCCUCCUGGGCCAAAGGGAGACCGAGGAGAUCAAGGGGACCCAGGACUGCCUGGAGUGUGCAGAUGUGGAAGCAUUGUGCUCAAAUCUGCCUUCUCGGUUGGCAUCACAACCAGCUACCCAGAAGAAAGACUACCCAUAAUAUUUAACAAAGUCCUCUUCAAUGAGGGGGAGCACUACAACCCUGCAACAGGGAAGUUCAUUUGUGCUUUCCCAGGGAUCUAUUACUUUUCUUAUGAUAUCACAUUGGCCAAUAAGCACCUAGCAAUCGGGCUGGUGCACAAUGGGCAGUACCGAAUAAGGACCUUUGAUGCCAACACAGGGAACCACGAUGUGGCUUCGGGGUCCACAGUCAUCUACCUGCAGCCAGAAGAUGAGGUCUGGCUGGAGAUCUUCUUCAAUGACCAGAAUGGCCUCUUCUCUGAUCCAGGCUGGGCAGACAGCUUGUUCUCUGGGUUUCUUCUCUAUGUUGAUACAGAUUACCUGGAUUCUAUAUCAGAAGAUGAUGAUCUGUGAUCCAGACUGCAGGCCUGAAUGUUACAACAUGAGUACCACAGUGGCUUACACUCUGAUCUAAUCUGGAGUGCUGGAAGGUGGAGCAAGUGAUACAGGGAUUCAGAAUUUUUUUUUUUUUUAACAGACUGCUCUGGUAGAGUUAUCAAAAUAAGACAAACCACCAACCAGUUGAAAUCACACCAAAAUGAAUGGCAUACAAUAACCCCAGACAGAGACCCCCUGAAGUAAUGAUCCUAAAUAUUUAAGCAAAUUAAAGAUGAUGUUAACAAAUUUGAAUGCCUUUGGCAAUACAACCAACUAGUAGUGACACUGCCUUAUUAAAUAUUCAUAAAACUCCAA
Messenger RNA from Mastomys coucha (southern multimammate mouse), 2272 nucleotides. It is a transcript of the gene C1qtnf7, whose product is annotated as C1q and TNF related 7. Gene Ontology annotation, molecular function: protein binding. Bases 1064 to 1933 code for a protein of 289 amino acids. The record is from RefSeq and is a predicted model, not a curated record. The transcript has 4 exons. NCBI's taxonomy places the organism in Eukaryota, Metazoa, Chordata, Mammalia, Rodentia, Muridae.